Molecule: messenger RNA, 1236 nt
Organism: Ramularia collo-cygni
Lineage: Eukaryota; Fungi; Ascomycota; Dothideomycetes; Mycosphaerellales; Mycosphaerellaceae
Product: related to tRNA splicing endonuclease SEN2
Exons: 1
Coding region: 1-1236 (411 amino acids)
Biological process (GO): tRNA-type intron splice site recognition and cleavage; tRNA splicing, via endonucleolytic cleavage and ligation
Cellular component (GO): tRNA-intron endonuclease complex
Molecular function (GO): tRNA-intron lyase activity; nucleic acid binding
Source: RefSeq, a predicted model, not a curated record
AUGUCUUCCGCUACCGAGCCUCUACUCUCAAAUAAACCAGCGGCUGUUCCAGUUGCUGCUCAAUCAGAGACCGUCAAACCUAAGCGUCAAAAUCAUAAGCCCCGACCUAAUUACGCCCACAUCCACCGGCAACCUCUACCUUUGGCAACCCACCCACUUCCUGCAUUCCACCCUACAAAUCCACUUUCCCUCCUCCGCCUAGCAUAUGCCUACAUCUCUCAAGUCCUCUCACCACCCUCCUCCCACCCCGCUUCUCCCUACGUGGGCUACUAUUCCCCUGCAACCUGCGCAAUCCACAUCACAGACCCGGGCCACAUUCGCGCAUUAUGGGAAAUGGGCUUCUUCGGUAAAGGAAAUCUCUCCCGUAGUGAGCCCUCCUGGAUGGACCGCGAGAAAGCUCGCCUUCAAGCUCGGAGGCAAGGUGGAACGACCGCAGAGGAAGCUACGAAUGCACGACGAGCUAAACGGAGGGACUUCAAAUUGGAACGCGCACGGAUUGAGGCGGAGAAGAUUGCGAGGCAGAGGGACGUGGAGGAAGGGAAGAUUAGCGCUGAGGAGGCAGCGAGAAUCGAGAGGGAAAUUGAGGCGGCCGAAGCGGCCAAGGUUGAUGCCCCAGUGACUAAACGAGAUGUACGCCCUCGGGACGAAGCGGAGAGUGAUGGCGAGGAGGGAAUCGAGGUGAUUGAGAAUCAAGAACAUCUUCAACUCACGCGCGAAGAAACAUUCUUUCUUUCCUACGGUCUUGGAGUUCUGGAUGUCCGAUCACCAACAACGGGGCGAAGCGAAGCCAUCUCGCUAGGAAAUGGACCCUCCUUGCUCAAACUCUUCGCACCAACCCUUGCACCUUCAGAACCUUUCUUGAUCAACUAUGCAGUCUACCACCACUUCCGCUCUCUAGGUUGGGUCGUACGGCCGGGGAUCAAGUUUGGAGUCGAUUACCUCCUCUAUUACCGCGGACCAGUAUUCUCGCACGCAGAGUUUGCUAUCAUCGUAAUUCCUUCAUACCCAAAGGGCAGUAAAGAAGCUGAGAGAAAGGCGAAAGAUUGGUGGUGGUUACACUGUGUGAAUCGAGUGCAGAGUCAGGUGCUCAAGAGUCUGGUUCUGUGUUAUGUUGAUGUUCCUGCUGCAGAAGAGUCGGGAAUAAAAGGCGAGGUGGAUAUUGGAAGAAUGCUGAGUGGUUUCAAGAUCAGGGAGUUUGUGGUUAGGAGAUGGGUUGCUAACCGGAUGCGAGAUUGA